GCAAUAUAUAAGCGAGUAUCAAUAGCAUAUAUGCACAUAAGACACAAUAUUCAGUUGAGUGUAUAGCAAUAUAUUUACCACAGCAACCAUGUUUGGUCUUCGAAUCGCUUCCGCCCUGCGUCUAUCCUCAGGCUGUGGAGGUGUAGCCUUCCGCACUCAGCGGUUGUUCAGUACUCCUGUGAAAGUGGACACCAAGUUGCUGUCCAAACUGAGAAAGGACACUGAGCUGUCAAUGUCAAAGUGCAAGGAGGCUCUAGUCACAGCGGCCAAUGACUACGACAAGGCGCUGGAGUGGCUGCAGGAACGCAUGCAGGCCGAUGGGGCAGCCAAGUCUGCUAAGCUCGAGGGACGUGUAGCGGCAGAGGGAGUGGUUGGUUUGGGCAUCAGUGCCGAUGGACUGACUGGCACUGUGGUGGAGGUCAACUGUGAAACGGACUUUGUGUCCAAAAACCAAGAAUUCAGGGAACUGGUGCAGACAGCCGCCACGCAAUACGCCAUGAACACCCAGGCACCGUUAGAGUCAUUAGAUAUGGGCGAUGGGCAGACAUUACAAACACGCAUAGACGCACUGGUGGGCAAACUAGGCGAGCGAAUCACAGCCAGGAGGGCAAGUGUUGUGACUGCACCGCAGGAUACAGGAGUGCUCGCAGGCUAUGUGCACGGCUCAAAGGAUCAGUGCGGCAAGAUCGUUACCAUGGUAACCCUCAACUCCGAACCAGGAAGUGCUGAGGUUGUGCGUCCCAUUGCCCGCCAGAUUGCUUCCCAUGUGGCUGGUAUGCGACCGCAGUCUGUGGCGGAGCUGUUGAGCCAAGACUAUCUGUUCAACCCAGACGUCACUGUGAGCCAAUUCCUGGUCAAUCUACAGACGGAGAAGAGUCUGCUGCAGCCCAUCACUGUGAACAGUAUUGAACGGUGAGUGC
Messenger RNA from Sphaeroforma arctica JP610, 920 nucleotides. RefSeq lists its product as hypothetical. NCBI's taxonomy places the organism in Eukaryota, Ichthyosporea, Ichthyophonida. Gene Ontology annotation, cellular component: mitochondrial matrix. The record is from RefSeq and is a predicted model, not a curated record. Gene Ontology annotation, molecular function: protein binding; translation elongation factor activity. Gene Ontology annotation, biological process: mitochondrial translational elongation. The transcript has 7 exons. Bases 89 to 916 code for a protein of 275 amino acids.